This is a messenger RNA of Porites lobata, 5682 nucleotides long. The record is from the annotation of a GenBank genome assembly. Lineage: Eukaryota; Metazoa; Cnidaria; Anthozoa; Scleractinia; Poritidae.
AUGUACCCACCACAUCGUAGCUGCUACGUGUCGCCCUACCUUUGCCAACCAGCUUUUCACGCCGCUCUUCCAAGUUACCCUUCAGGAUUCUACCCACAAUGGGGAAGAAAUGGCUUCCCUUUAAAUUACCAUGGCGCAGGAAUUUUCUUCCGCGAUCAGGAGCCACUCCCCAAGCCACCGUACUCGUACGUUGCGCUUAUCUCCAUGGCCAUUAAACAGGCCCCAAAUGGGAAAAUUACCUUGAGCGGGAUUUAUCAGUUUAUCACAGAAAAUUUCCCGUACUACCGCCUGAACAAACGCGGCUGGCAAAACAGUAUUCGCCAUAACUUGUCGUUAAAUAAGUGCUUCGUGAAGAUACCUCGUGAACGCUCCGAUCCAGGGAAAGGAUGUUAUUGGAGUCUUGACCCAUCUUACGAGGAAAUGUUCGAGGAAGGGAACUUUCGAAGACGGCGAAGACGACAAAGAAAUAAUCGUGGAAAGGGUGACGACGAAGACGACGAAGAUGAACUCGACGCUAUAGGCACCACAGAAAUGAGUGCAGAGUCGAAGACACUAAGCGAGCAAGCGCAAGAACCUGACAUUAAAAGAGCACUUGUUCAGGGAGAUGAACACAAAGCCUCUGAUUCAAACAGUACUGGAGGCUUUCCUGCCAAAGAAGCAAACGAAACUAAAAAACAGAAGCUUGAUUCAACAGAUAAGACCACAAAGGCAGAGAUGGACGGUGACUCGCAUCACGAGACAAACUGGGAAACAGUCUCGCAUCCUUUUAGUAUCGACAACAUCUUAGGAAACAAGAAGAGGAGAAAAGGACUGUCGAUACAAAUCGAUGAGCCAUCUUUAAAAGUUCAUAAAGGAGCUUUAGUAAAAGUUCAGACAGCAAGCGCAGGCAGUACACAGAUGAGGCCAGAUGCUGGAAAAAUGACGGGUCUUUGCGAAAUGCAAUGUCCUGUCACAAGAUUGAGCGUUCAGUCCAGUGAAUCUUUUAGCAUUCCAAAGCAGGCAUUUUGCAACGCUUGUUCGGCUUUCAGCCGAGAUUGUUCAGGAAAAAACUGUUCUAAUUCUGCUCUAACAACCUACGGUUCGUAUUGGACAGCUUCUAACCCCGGAGGACUAUAUUCACAAUGUAACUGUUUUAGCUGCCGGCCCGCUUUCAGCCAUAAAAUUUGAAACAAAACGGACAUGGCAAGCUUAUAAUUAGUGAAUGAGAUUACGAACAUUGUUCACCACUGAACAAAACCACAUAACUAGAUCAUAGAUCUUUAAUUACAGACCAGGUGAAUGUUUUAAUGUCAUCUAAACGAACUGUUACAAUUAUGUUAUUUUAUUUCUAAUUGGCAAAGUCCGCUGUUUAAAAUACGAAAGAUAUCGAUAUGUGUUUGUAAAGAGUAGAUUAGGCGUAUCGUGCUGGAGAAAGUUUGGGUUUAUUGGGAAAUAUUCCAAAGGCCUUGAAAGGUCGAGAGCUUGAGUUGGCAUGUAUUUAAGAUCAAUUAUAUAAAAUACUCAUAACUUCAAAGUGUAUAAGCAGAGGAAUAAAGUGAUAAGAUCUAAAAAAAUGAAGGAUUUGACUGUUUCUUUCUUUCGUACUAAUUGGUCUUGAAAAGUACUUGAAAGUGAAUUUGGUUUACAAAAAUGCAGAGAAAAAACUUAUUUCAUUCACUGCUGACCAAAGUAUAGUUCUGGCCAAGAAAUUCUCAACCGUUACUUCAAAGAAAUGAAAAAUAGCUUGAAAAUAGACUAAAUUAUAGCUCACAAAAUUGAAAAAAUCAGGGAGAAAAGUUUCUUUUAUUUUGUUGAAAGGUAUGUGAGGUGUGUCUCCUAGGUCUUCUGACCUCUUGGGUGCCGUCAGUCACUCUGUUGGUUUACUCGUACGAUAAUAUCCCCCAAUCGCAUCAGCUGUGCAUGUCUGUAUAGGGCGAUUUAGAGCUACAAAAUAAACAUUUUCUUUGCUAUUUGUGACCGUUUCGCGUGGGCUGUAAAUAUUGAUAAGAGAGACGAAUAAACAAAUAUCUCUGCUUUUUUGAAGGAAAGUAAGGAGGGUGACGCAGGAUCUUAUUUUAAGGAAGCAAAAAAGUGUAGGAAAAUGAAUUAAACAAAUGUUUGGUUUACAAAAAUAACGGACAAACCCAUGGAAAGAAAUGUAAUCACCGUUGGAUACAAUUGUGGCUUGCGAUUUCCUUGGCCAUUUCCGGGGUGCAAAAUUGUUAUUUCAGGAACUAAAUUAACAAGCAAAAUUGAAUUUUUACUGUUUUUCUCUGGCUUUUUUUCUAGUGCGGACAUAUUUCUUGUAAUUUUACUAAAAGCUUUUCUCGGCUUUGAUAAAUUCGAACCUGCGUUUGCUCUCCAUGUGUCCUACUAUCAAACUGUUUCGUAAACAUUUUAUUUCAACAAUUGCCUGACCGAAAAACUCAGCAUUUAGCAAAGAGGUUUAGCACUUUUAAACUGCUUAGAUGUUAUUAUUUUAGCUGUUGGGCGCGCGCUUUUUCUGCCUUCGAAAUGCUCACUGUCAAAUCAGUUGGGUCUAUAGCCAGCCGCGGGGGUUUUAAUAAAAGAGCCUCUGCGGGAUUAAAACCCUGAAUGAAAAGGUUUAAAUUAGAUUGUCGGUUUAUACUUUCGAGCCUUUGUCAAACCCGCGACACCUGUUUUCGAGGAAUGCGGCUCAAGUGUAAACCAAGAGCAAGAAUUGGUUUCAGACAACAGAAAUCGUUUAAAGAUCUCAAAAUUUCAUUUUGACUUCGAUAAUUCUCUCAAACAAUUAAACAGCUAAUGGAAGAAAAAACUAAAUUUCCAACUGAAAUCCGCUUACUAGAGCAAAGUCCCUGUAAAAACAAGAAACUCGUUGGACAUGAUCUGGGGGUUUGUAAAAACAUGGCAACUGGGUCACUUUGAAUCAGGAAUUAAUCAGCGAGAAUUUCCUAGAAAGCCAAAUUAUUUCACUGCCAUUUUCCUCCAUGUAAUUCCUGUCAUUAUUAUUAACAUGGAAAUGUGAUUUAUUCAGUGCACCAUGACCUGAAGAUCAGAUAUAUUCCUAUUUCUUUACAUAGUAUAUUGUUCAAUGUAAGCUGCUUAGAGCCUUGCAAGAUCCACGUCAUUUUUCACAUUCUAUUUUGACAAAUUAUUUUCCAUGGUUUUUCUUCUGAAAGAGCUCAUGAGGUAAAAAUUUCAAACAGCUUUGUAGUAUAGUUUUAAAAGGGGUUGGAAAAACAAAAGCAAAGUGAAAGAAAUUUUGUACGACUUUCCUUCUAUGAUGUCGGUUAAACUCUAUCAUAUUUGAUGGAAAGGAAUUAACGGUUACAGGCAUAGUUACCAAACCUUUAGUACCGGUCUUCUUAAGCGAUAUAAGACAAUUAUUCAUUGAGAUGGCGUUUAAACACAAUGGUUUACUGAGAUUAUGUGACUGAAUAUGGAGAAUAUUGUCACGAAUGAUAAAUUUAACGUAUCAGUAAUUGUGCCGGAAUCUAAAUGAAGAAGACUUGAAAUCAGAUGAAACAAGGAAAUGGGAAUUUAUUUUAAUUUGUUAUCUUUUAUUCGAUUCAAAGUACAGCUACUUACCUGAGCAUGCUGCUCUAUUAGCUACUACAUGUAUUAUCAAUAGACGCCUAGCUUGUUCAGUUUAUACUUCCAAAUUUGCGUGCCUUUCUACCGAGGUUCAGUUACUACAAGCAACAAACAAGUUACGACUAAAGAACACAACUGAAGAGGGUGAAUUGAGUUCGACGUUGGAUUCCUCGUCCAUAGGGGUAUGUUGCCCACAUAGUAACGUGGUUAAAUAAAAUUUUUAAGCUCAUCGACGCGAAAUAUUACAACUAAAAAAUGUCUUCGUAAAUGACUGAAAAACCAGACAAAUUAAAAACAAGAUUAAAGGAUUAGAUUUUCUAACUCUUCCUUUCAAAACGCGUUACCAAUUACAUUAUCUAACAACCCUUUGCAGAAAAGCUGUAAUAAAAAUAUUCACAAGCAUUCGAACCCUUGGGUUUGAUUAAACCCUGGUCUUUGUUGUUUACUUUACAAAACGGCUUUUCCGCCUCUUGCCACAAAUUAAAUAAUGGUCUCGCAACAAAAGUAAGGUAGUAAAGAAAAUGAAUAUUUUUUUAGCCAUGAAAUUAAACCGUCCAUACGUAUUUCAAACCGGUGUUUCGCUGAAUUCUUGACGAUGUGACAUGAAUAUUCUUGAAUCGUCAAAAUCUUCAGGUUUGAUCAUAGUUCAAGGAUGAGGUAGAAAAAGCUUUAGAUAUGUACUAUGUACAGACUUUAAGACUUUUUAUACUGACACAGGAAGAUAUUUUGGAACUUCACCUCACCUACGAAGUGUUGUAGGAUGGUUUGAAAUACUGAACCACUGGCUCGAGUGAAACCAUGGUUGUUGAAACAAAAAGCAACUCGAUAAGUUUGUUCAAUAAAUGAGUGAUUUUAUCGUGGUUAUACAGCACUGUUAUUUCUGUAAACAUUCAGUUAAAAUGUCAUACGAGCUGUUUUUAAAGAUUUUUUUAACUAUGGCCUUUCAUAUUUUUUUGCAGUCUGUUCGUCCCUUAGUGAACGUUCAGGGUGGCGUUUCAUGGUUUUCAGCUUGUUCCUUCAGUGAUAACCCAUUUUCCUGUUUGGUUUUCGUUCAUGUUUUUGAGGUUUCAGGCCACCCCGAACCAUCUGGGUGUAUCAGGAAACAAGCCGGGACGUUCCCCCAUAAAAAAGGCUGUUUUUGACACAGUAGUAAACUUUCCGCUGUCAAAACUGAUUGAGCCAAGUUGGAUCUGGAAGGGUGGACGUGACAUUCCUACAUUAGCGAUGCGAUACUCGAUUCUCGUAAUAGUUUUCAAAACAGGGCGAGGCAGUUCUUUCUAUUCACUUUCCUUGAGGUAAUUGCUUCGCAGGAAAAAAACAACAUUAGCAACUGAUUCACGACGGUAAAUUAUUUGUUCUGUGACAUGUUUUUCUAACCUGGAGAGUGCAUGAAUUUUGCGAUGAUUUUGCUGAUUUGAAUUGAUUGCCCUCAUCUUCCUUUUAAAGACGGAAGAUGGGGAGAACUGUUGUAAAAGUACUGGGCUUUGUCCUCAUUUUUUCCUAACCUGAAAAAAUAAUUCUGCCAUAAAUAUUUUAUUAUGAUCCAAAUUGACGUUUGUUUCAUUUGUUUACAGCUCAGAGACCCAGACAACAGGUUGAGCUAUGCUAGAGUGAUCUUAAAAAGUGACGGUCUAAGAUGGGCCAGCACUUACAGUCAGUCAUACAACUCAGUUUCCAUAAAACACCGAAAGACAAAGUUGUUGUAAAAGUUCGCAAUACGUCGGAUUAUUAUCUGCAUUUUAGUAAGAGCCUGUCAUUUAUUGCAUAUAAGAGUAAAAGAAAUCCUAAAGAUGAAAGAUAAAAUCAGACAGCAUUUGACAUUUUGGAUCAGAAGCUGAGAUUGAGUGCAGUAAACGAAUGCCUCAAGACUACAAGUUCAUUUUCAAACGCCAGUCAACACGGAUUAGGUCGGCCCCAGGAACAUGGGCUCCUGAUCACGAACCCGCCUGUUUCAGCCAUGAGCUUCGAAUACCUUUUGGGUCUAGCAAUUGUUAUUUUCUUGAGAAAUUAAAAGACCUACGCCUUCUAGCGCUUCUCAAAAUUGCAGGAAUAACGCCCAAGACCUUGGCUGUUUUAAAGCUGUCUACUCUUGGGCCCGAGCGUGCUAUCGGGAAUCUUGCGAUUUGA